Messenger RNA from Solanum tuberosum (potato), 780 nucleotides. Its product is annotated as agamous-like MADS-box protein AGL80. Gene Ontology annotation, molecular function: DNA binding; protein dimerization activity. The transcript is spliced from 3 exons. The record is from RefSeq and is a predicted model, not a curated record. The coding region runs from base 1 to 780 and encodes 259 amino acids. Lineage: Eukaryota; Viridiplantae; Streptophyta; Magnoliopsida; Solanales; Solanaceae.
AUGGAUUGCGGAUUUCCAGUCAAGAUCACCAUCACAAAGUCUGGAAACAAGAAUCGAAGCCAAAAACCCCGUGCAACUGCUUGGUGCCCAGGAAGCUUGUCCGAGGGUCCUUCUUUUGGAAUUGCCAUUUUCCUUUCCACAGUGGAAUUCCUUCUUGCUUUCGCCUUUGACCUGUGCCAAACUCCACUUUUGGCUGUUGCCAGAAAGAAAGUGAAGUUGGCUUUCAUUGAAAAUAACACUGAGAGGAGAGUCUCAUAUAGAAAACGACAAAAGGGAUUUUUAACCAAGGCUCGUGAACUCAACACCCUUUGCGAUGUUGAAUUGUCUACCUUAGUCAAUAGCCCUUACCACAAUGAACCUGAGGUGUUUCCAAAUCAUGAAGCUGCUACCGGCAUCUUUACAAAGUUUAUUGAUCUUCUCGAGGAGAAGAAAUCAAAAAACAUGAAAACACUAGAAAAGAUAACCACGAAAAGGAUCGAGAAAAUUGAGAAGGAACUUGAGAAGGUAAGGAAGGAAAACAAGAAAAUGGAGUAUACAAACCAGAUGUAUGGAUUGUUGAAUGGUGAAGAGAUGCCCAAUAGUAGGCACAUAGAAGAUCUCAACGAUCUCUGUUAUGUGAUCAAUAAAAACCUCAAACCGAUAAAUGAUGGGAUCAAAGCAAAAACUCAUGAAGAAGGUUCUACAUCAAAUGCUCCUCAACCUAUUGCUGGACCGAUGGAUUCUGGUGGGACUAGCUUUGACAUGUCAUGGGCUCCUCUUUUGGCCCCUUUGAUGCUUUAG